AUGGCGGAUAUGGUCGACAAAUUGACCCAAGAGCAAAUUUCAGAAUGUCGAGCAGCCUUUCGUCUAUUUGAUAAGGACGGAGAUGGUACUAUAACUACUCAGGAACUUGGAAUUAUAAUGAGAUCUCUAGGCCAAAAUCCUACAGAUAUAGAGUUGAAAAACAUCAUAGAUGAAGUUGACGCAGACGGUGAUGGUACAGUGGAUUUCCAUGAAUUUCUAACUAUGAUGUCAAAACAAUUGUCGUCACGAGACACAGCUGGUGAAAUUCGGGAAGCUUUUAGAGUUUUCGAUAAGGAAGCAAAUGGAUUUAUUACUGUAGAAGAAUUACGUGACAUCAUGGGAAAUAUGGGAGAGAAAAUGACGGAGGAAGAGGUAGAAGAGAUGAUACAGGAGGUCGACAUAGACGGCGAUGGAAGAGUUUAUUGUGAUGAGUUUGUGAAAAUGCUUACAACGAAGUAA
Messenger RNA from Mytilus californianus (California mussel), 459 nucleotides. Its product is annotated as calmodulin-like. The record is from RefSeq and is a predicted model, not a curated record. Lineage: Eukaryota; Metazoa; Mollusca; Bivalvia; Mytilida; Mytilidae. Gene Ontology annotation, molecular function: calcium ion binding; enzyme regulator activity. Bases 1 to 459 code for a protein of 152 amino acids. The transcript is spliced from 5 exons.